Messenger RNA from Anopheles stephensi (Asian malaria mosquito), 4123 nucleotides. It is a transcript of the gene al, whose product is annotated as homeobox protein aristaless. Gene Ontology annotation, biological process: regulation of transcription by RNA polymerase II. NCBI's taxonomy places the organism in Eukaryota, Metazoa, Arthropoda, Insecta, Diptera, Culicidae. The coding region runs from base 1266 to 2330 and encodes 354 amino acids. The record is from RefSeq and is a predicted model, not a curated record. Gene Ontology annotation, molecular function: DNA-binding transcription factor activity, RNA polymerase II-specific; RNA polymerase II transcription regulatory region sequence-specific DNA binding. The transcript has 5 exons.
AGUGCUAGUUUCACGUUCGCUUUGCGUAGUUUGUCCGGCCGUUCGCGUGUUCAUUCGUUUGUUUACGCUCGCAUCGAUCGUUCGCGCGCUUGGGCUCGGGCGUCGUGUACCUUACGCAGCCGUACGCUACGCAAAGAACCGUCGGGGUAGGCAGCUGUGUUGGACGCGCAAAAGCGGUUUCAAGUGGUGCUCGUCCGUUUUUUGUGUUUUCGCAUUUUAUCAGUUAUAAUACAAAUAGUGGGAAAAAGUGAUUACAGAUAAGCAGAUAUUGCUUUGCAUGUUGCACCAAGCUGCUUGCAAAUCGUGGCGUAUUAGCGUUACCUCGCAGUAGCAGCUCAACGUCAACGACAAGAUCAAAAGCUAGCAGCCGUGUUAAUGCCAACCAGAAGCAGCUCCGGAGCAGCUAAACAAAAUCGCAAACUGAGAGAUAAUUGAAUUGGCACCCCACGCGCGGACGUCCUUUUUUGUUGCUGUGAAGAGCGCAUUCCUCGGGUGCAUUAUCGAGUGCAAGUGGCAUCCAGGUUUCGCUGGUCCGAGAGAUUGAGUGUUCUCCGAAACGCGUCAAACGCAGACGCAGAGAUAGUGAAGUGUUAAAAUUAACGCUGCUCUCGUUCGCCGUUCAAUUAACAAUCUCUGUGUGUGUGUGUGGCCUGUGCUCUUGAGUGAGUGUGUUUGCAGCCUGUGCAGCAGCUAGUGUGCCAAAGUAUGGAUUGGGCGAGUGUAUUAUGCAACUGUGCUAGAAAUAUACAUAUUGCGAGCAAAUAUUUCCCCGAUGCACUCGAGUCCGUCCGUGCUCCGUUUUUCAAUUAGCCACAAUUAGUCGCUAGCGAAGAGGUGGACCCCGUUCGAGCGUUAUCGCUAAACGGUGAGCAAGCACUGGGAAGGCAAAAAGCCCAAAGUCAAGCCGCCGCCGCCGCCGCCACCGAGAAACAGAUACGCCAUUUGAUAGCGCACACAAAUUGUGCACAAUUAUCGUGGCCGUUCGCCGUGAGGAUCCACAGGCUUUGAAGUGUGUAUUUGAAGUUGAGAAAAGUACGGGACAGAAAAACGGACAACACACACACACAUACGCUCUAGUUUGCUCCACGACGACGAACAGGAAACCCGUUCGGAGCAUCCUUACAAAAGGAGAAAAAAUAACCCCACGGACGAACAUACACUCCACAACAAGGGGUAGACGCUCGCGCACCAGUGCGAGCGCGUAAUACCGGUUCAAAAUUUACAACAUCGCACGGCUUGCGAACCUAGAUCAGCCCAGUCGACCAAUGGGCAUAUCGGACGAGGGCAACCGGCUGGAGGAUAUUGGACCCCAUGAGGCACGGCCACCGCAGGGCAGUCCACUGGAGCGUAGCGCUAGCACCGGCCAACUGAUGGGCAGCAGUGGGGGCGACCCGAACAGCCCACUGUCCGAUCCGCACAGUGACGAUGGGGGGGAUGAUUUUGCGCCAAAGAGGAAGCAGCGACGGUACCGGACGACGUUCACGAGCUUCCAGCUGGAGGAGCUGGAGAAAGCGUUUUCGCGGACGCACUAUCCGGAUGUGUUUACCCGGGAAGAGCUAGCGAUGAAAAUAGGACUGACCGAGGCCCGAAUACAGGUUUGGUUCCAGAACCGAAGGGCGAAAUGGCGCAAACAGGAAAAGGUCGGACCGCAGGGACAUCCGUACAAUCCGUAUCUGGCGAGCGCGGCCCAAGUCCCGUCGGCAACCGUCGUCGCACCUUCGCUGCAGCCCAACCCGUUCAGCCAUCUUGGCUUCAACCUGCGCAAACCGUUCGAUGCGGCUAGCUUGGCCGCGUUCCGGUACCCAUCGCUCGGUGCUAGCCAUGUGCUACCGUCGGCCUACUUCAACCAAUUCCACCGCGUCUCACCGUUCUCUUCCUUCGUUGACGAAUUUUGCAGAGCGCCACCGCCACCGCUGCUGCCCCCGGGCGUCGGUUCGCUCUACACACCGACCGCCUCCUUCCAGACGCUGUUGGCGAACAUUUCGGCGGCCCAACGCGCACCACCCAACAUGCCACCGUCGAAACCUCCGAGCUCGGGCGGUGUGGAGUAUAUGCAGCACGGGCCACCACCCAACAUGCCACCCGGUGGUGGUCCCGUUCCCACCUCGCCGGCCUCACCGCCCAUCUCGCCGACCGCGCUACCGCCCGUUGUGCCAGUUCCUCAGGCGGCGUUACCGCCUCCUCCACCGCAACCACCGGCAGGGUCCGCGUCACCACCGCAGGCCGACCGGCGCAGUUCGUCCAUUGCCGCGCUGAGGCUGAAGGCACGGGAGCACGAGCUCCGGUUGGAGAUGUUACGUCAAAAUGGGCAUAGUGAUAUCUUAAGCUAGGACUCUGCACUGAGACGACGGAGCACACGGUUCGAACUUCAUCCGGCAGCUCCAAUAAAAUGGAGCUCAAAGAUCCUAUAGAUAGACUACCGGACACCAACUUAAAGCAAUAGGACGAUGUACUCGAUAGAAUUAGCAGGAACUUUACUCCCAACUGCACCAGCAAAACGAGUUCCGAACGUGAGGAGAUUAGACCGGCAUUCAAUCAUUAGGACACUCAAUUAAUCAAAUUAAGCUCCAGCCUCCUCCCCCAGGUUUUCGAAAAAAAGGGGAGCACGCACACUAAAUUAAGUCUUCGCCACAAUCAAGAAAUCCCCGGGUCGAAGAUUUCUCGUAAGACACUCCUAUAAUUACUCCGAGCUCUCCGCUCUCGCUCGUGUAGCCUCGGGAACGGUGUGGCGUGCCAUCAGCCGUCCGCCUAGCGUGACAAACGUCAGCACAAACGGGGGCCGCCGUUUUGAUCCCUCUCCGCAAAGCCGCAAAUUGCCACAAAUUACACAACACUGUCCGACCGAACGGCUUCCGAUUCCUUCGGUGGGUGGGGCCGACUUCGACUUCGAGUUCAAUGAAAACGUCAUCCAGACACGUCACACUUGGGUACCUGGGUCGAGCGUGUCCGCUUCCGUGGCAGCAAUCAAAAAUUGUUGUUGAAUGAAUGAAAUUCUACCAAAAAAACAAAACCAUCCUCCCCAACGCCAAUCGUCCAUCGUCACCUUGAUCGAAACGAUUUAUAUCUUGAUGCCAAAAGGCACAGAAAAAAACCCCGAGUUCAUCAUUAUACAUUCCAUGCGGCGGCUUCCGGGGCUUUCGGGGACGGUGGUGGUCACUUUCUGAUGGCGUAUUUUUCAUUCGCAAACGUGGUGAUUAUAACCAUUAUCACCAUGCGAGUCUGUGGCCACGCACGGCAGCGUGAGUGUUGUUUCUCCCGUGCCUAACAGUGCAAACCGGGCAGAGAGCCCUGAGGGAAUCGGGAUGGCUUCUGGUUUUCCGCAUUGAUGCACGUCCUGGUCGGCCGGAAGCGUCGGGUGUUCGGCAAUAAAAACAAAGAAAAGCUGGACAGAAAACGAUCGAGCGAAGCAUUACUGGGAAGGUGCAUAGCGAUGGCCUGGAGUUAAUUUUCAUUUCAUUCUAGUGGGGAGUUCUGAGUAAUCUGACGAGAACACGUUUGUUAAUCAAUGGAAAAAUUGACGGCUUCAAAAUGCCGCCGGAUGGCCUGAUUGUUGAUACUGAGAAACGCACACUGACGAGCGGGAUACAAAUUGAGUUUUCUGGAGAAUCGCAUAAAUCACCUCCCAUUAAAAAGGGUCCUUCUAUUAAUUGGCUUAAGACACUUCAUACAGAAACACUGGACUCCCUGAAAAUGGCAGAUUUACUUAAUUAGAGAAGCUUGUCCAAUAUGUUUUAGGCUCUAGAGAUAAUGGUGAGCGCAGAAUGAACGCUGUAUAAAAUGAACGAAAUGAACCUUCCUUCCUUCUGUACAUAACGUAUGAUCCAAGGAUCGAAAAGUAGCAAACAGCAAAGCAGCCGAAGCGUGGCGUCAUAGCAACAACAAAAGCUGCAACGUGUACCAGUGUAGAAUAACUAUCUUAGUAGCCAGUUAGUGCAGCCAGUUUGCGAACCGAUGCGUGCGCAAUGGAAUCGCAGCGCAAUUAUUAAAUGACUCCUUCUUUUGUUUUUCCGUUUUCGAAAACCUGUACAUAGAGUGAAACGGCACUGAAAGGCGCAUGCGUUUGAACAGUAGGUGUGUAAGUUGUUUUUGAUUGCUGAAAAAAUAAACUAUUUAAUGAACACAA